AUUUAUCAGUUAUUAUCAGGUUCUCUGACCAGUUUACGCAGCGGAUAUCGCGUUCGUCGUAUUAUACUAUUAUGGUUAUUAUUAUUGUUAUAAAUUACUCGCAUUAUUCGGUGGUUUGCUAAUUUAUUCGCUUCAAUUCGCUUUCGGUUUUCGUCUUGGCCCUCGCCCGUCUGCUCCACAUGACCAUUACCGUCGACGUCGUUUUGUAUUAUCAUUAGUCUCGGGCUUGUCACGUAGUCAUCGCGUGAGUACACUGCCAUCCAUCGACUUGAGCCCUAAUCCUCUAUAUUAUGGUUCACUCUGUCGCUUAGCGACGGUCAGUCGUCAUACACCGAUGCGGACCUGGGAGUAGCCCCGAUAUCUGCAGCCCGUCGAUGACUGCCAGACCCGUUUGAGCGGAGAGUCGACGGUUUCUGGCCGUACAUAUCUGACAUGUUGGUUUUGCAGUGCCAAUCUUAAAUGAGAAAUCAUGAACACACCAGAAAAAAUGAAGCCACUUCCACUACCAAAACCAAAUUCUAGUGACUGCAGUUGCAAUGAAUCACAAAAGAUAUGCCCGAAACAUAUAAUGGUUACCCAAAAUGACAAAGAUAAUGUGUCAGUUUUAAAAUGUAAUUUACAUUCUACAGCUACAAGGUAUACGGUCAAACCUCCACUGCUUCCAAAACCAAAUAACAUUGCAUUGAAAACUAGUCCUUAUAAAGUCAAGCAUCAAUUUCCUAGUGUCAAGAAUAUUGAAAAACUUCAAACAACUUCAAAUCUAACUGUUAAUCAAUCUGUAAGUUGUGAGCCUAACAAAAAUGACGAAGAAAUAAAAAAUGACAGUGAUGUCAAUUCAAAUGUUUCCCAAUUAGAAGUUCCUCAUAAUGUAAAUAGUAUUUUAGAAAAUAACAUAAUUGAUAAUGAAAAUAAUAACAGUAUUAACAACAAAUGUACUGACGAUGACUUAGACUUUGAUUAUCAAAAUGACAGUUUGCUGAGUGAAUAUGUGGUAUUUCAUGGUGAAUUAGAUAUGUCAAUUAAUAAUUUAGAUGAUAUUAUGAAUACCACAAUUGAUGAUGAAAAGUUGUCCAUUGCUAGUGAUUCUACAGACCAAUCAUUUUCUGUUAGGAAAAAGAUUGUCAAUUGGUUUGGGUCAUUUGGUAAAGGGAAAAUAUUAAAACAAAAGAAGCGUAGUUCUUUUUAUGAAAGUCAUAAUGAUGAUAGAAACAUUGAAAAAGAAGAUAAUGAUACAGAUUCUCACUCAUCACUUGAUGACAAGCCAAAUGAAAAACUAGAACUUGAUGAAACGUUGUCUAUUGACAACAUUGAAACUGAAGAGAUACCUACCAAAGCAAAAUCCCUAAGAACCGUUGAAGAACUUAUAUCAACUGAAAAAAUAUUCAUUGAUGUUUUAAAUCUAUUAUGCAAAACAUUUGUUACGUUUGUUGAACAAACUGGAGUAGAUGUUAAACUGAUACCAUCUACUGAUUUAUCAAAAAUAAUCAGUCCUCUUCCCCAAUUACUAAGUCUAAAUGAAGACUUGUUACAAGACAUGGAGAAUCGUUUGAAAAACUGGAAUGAAAAUCCUAAAAUUGCAGAUGUCAUAGUAAAGAAAGGACCUUUUCUUAAACUCUACUCAACUUACAUACAAAACUUUGAAAGUCAAUGUAAUUUGUUGGACGAAUACUGUCAAAAAUAUCCUCGAUUUCAAAAGUGUGUAAAAGACUUUGAGGCUUCGGACGUGUGCAAAAAACUUACCAUUAAGCACUACAUGUUAACACCAAUUCAGCGAAUUACCAAGUACAGACUCUUACUAGAAAACUAUUUAAAAAACCAAGAUGAAGGGUCUAUUGAUUACCAAGAUACAAUAAUAGCAUUAGGCAUUGUGUGCGAUGUUGCCAAUCAUGCCAAUGAAAGUAUGAAACAUGGGGAUUGUGUGAGUAAACUUUUGCAAUUACAAUCACAAUUAGGAAGUUACAUUAUAAUUAAACCAGGCAGAGAACUUAUUAAAGAAGGUGAACUGUAUAAGUUGUCCAGAAAAGAUAUGCAACUUCGGUAUUUUAUUUUGCUCAAUGAUUGCUUGUUAUACACAUCAUAUUAUGGUACAGUUUCUGGGUUGAAAAUUAACUAUGAGCUUCCACUUAGUGGUAUGAAAGUAUUUCUUCCCAUUACUGAUAAUUGUCUCAAUGAAUUUAGUAUAAUAACAAUAACUCGAAGCUUCACUCUCAGAGCCAAGUCUGCUGUAGAGCUUAAAGAAUGGGUCAACGUCUUAGAGAAAGCAAUUAGAGAACACACUAACAAACAGCUUUCAUUUCUAAACAUGAAAUUCGUUUCAAAAAACGUUGGAUGUGAACCACUUCAAUUGGGAUAUGAGGCACCGAUAUGGAUUCAAGAUUGUCGCGUGACUAUGUGCCAAUCAUGUGCUACAGAAUUUACYGUCACAUUCAGGAGACACCACUGUAGAGCAUGCGGAAAAGUAGUUUGUAGUAGCUGUUCAGAAAACAAAGCACCACUUCGUUAUAUGAAGUUUCAGUCUGCAAGAGUGUGUGACGAUUGUUAUGAUUAUUUGCUCAAAGAGUUUGAAGACAAAAUAUUAGAAAUGCGUCAAUCGUCGAGUAAUAGUGAUUUUGAAAUUCUUAAAAUGGUGGAUACUGUAAAAAACUCUUUUAAGAAGUCUGGUGUAUGGAGCUCAAAAAAACUUGUUAAGUAUGUUCCACAGCGGUUAAAAGAGGUAAUGGCCAACGAUUCUGGCUCACAAAUGAGUGGUUGGUUGUAUCGGCGGGAAAAACGCAAAUCGUGGAAAAGAUUUUGGUUUGUUCUAAAGKAACAAGUUUUGUAUAUGUACAAAGCUUCUGAAGACGUUGUUGCAUUGAACACCAUACCUGUUCUUGGAUAUAGUGUUCAAACAUUCCCAGAAGGUACAAACUAUGAAGAAUUCGAUUCAAGUUGUGUUUUUCAAUUGGCUCACGCUGGACARAACCCUUUAAUAUUUUGCUCUGAUACCGAACAGUUGGCUAAAAGGUAUGCCUAGAGUAAAUGUGUGUAAAUUCAACUUUUUGUGAUGUUAUAUAAUGACCUAUAGGCUAUAGGUGUUCUAAGUUAGUUAAAUUUUUAUUUAUGUUUAUAUCUAAUGAUAUAUACAAAAUUAUGAAUGGGUC
Molecule: messenger RNA, 3140 nt
Organism: Diuraphis noxia (Russian wheat aphid)
Lineage: Eukaryota; Metazoa; Arthropoda; Insecta; Hemiptera; Aphididae
Product: FYVE, RhoGEF and PH domain-containing protein 6-like
Cellular component (GO): cytoplasm
Molecular function (GO): metal ion binding; guanyl-nucleotide exchange factor activity
Source: RefSeq, a predicted model, not a curated record